Varanus komodoensis (Komodo dragon) is the source of this 4170-nucleotide messenger RNA. It is a transcript of the gene TTBK1, whose product is annotated as tau tubulin kinase 1. Gene Ontology annotation, cellular component: cytoplasm; nucleus. The record is from RefSeq and is a predicted model, not a curated record. The transcript is spliced from 17 exons. Gene Ontology annotation, biological process: peptidyl-tyrosine phosphorylation; signal transduction; peptidyl-serine phosphorylation. Lineage: Eukaryota; Metazoa; Chordata; Lepidosauria; Squamata; Varanidae. Gene Ontology annotation, molecular function: protein serine/threonine kinase activity; ATP binding. Bases 127 to 4170 code for a protein of 1347 amino acids.
CUUCCCUCGACUUUUUUUUGCAAGAGGCUUCCCGAGGUGAGGAUGUAUCCUGAAAUAAACUGGGAUAUUGCAGUUCUUCAACACUGAGCAUAAAACACUUAAGUGUUUCCCAGGACCUUUAGUAAGAUGAUAAAUGGCUCAUUUAAAUUGGGAGCUGCUACUAAAAUAUUCUCUGGCUGGCAAAUGCAGUGCCUAGCAGCUGCUAUCAAGGACGAACCAAACAUGAGUGGGGGAGCAGAACAGGUCGACAUUCUGCCGGCCAACUAUGUAGUAAAGGACCGUUGGAAAGUGCUAAAGAAGAUCGGUGGUGGUGGUUUUGGAGAGAUUUAUGAGGCAAUGGAUCUUUUGACCCGUGAGAAUGUGGCCUUGAAGGUGGAGUCAGCUCAGCAGCCAAAGCAAGUACUCAAGAUGGAGGUGGCUGUCCUAAAAAAGCUCCAAGGGAAAGAUCAUGUUUGCAGAUUUAUUGGCUGUGGACGGAAUGAAAAAUUUAACUAUGUGGUUAUGCAGCUUCAGGGCCGGAAUCUUGCAGACCUUAGAAGAAGCCAGCCUAGGGGAACCUUUACAUUGAGCACAACCCUCCGAUUAGGCAAACAGAUUCUAGAAUCUAUAGAAGCCAUUCACUCAGUGGGAUUCUUGCACCGAGACAUCAAGCCUUCCAACUUUGCCAUGGGACGCCUACCCUCAACCUACAGGAAGUGUUAUAUGUUAGACUUUGGUCUGGCACGGCAGUAUACCAAUACCAACGGUGAAGUCCGGCCCCCUCGUAACGUUGCUGGUUUUCGGGGAACAGUCCGCUAUGCUUCAGUGAAUGCACAUAAAAAUAGAGAGAUGGGUCGACAUGAUGACCUGUGGUCCCUGUUUUACAUGCUGGUGGAGUUUGCAGUUGGUCAGCUACCAUGGCGCAAGAUCAAAGAUAAGGAGCAAGUUGGUAUGAUUAAAGAGAAAUAUGAACAUCGAAUGCUGCUAAAACAUAUGCCUUCUGAGUUUCACCUUUUCCUGGAUCACAUUGCCAAUCUGGAUUACUUCACUAAACCAGAUUAUCAGCUGAUCAUGACUGUAUUUGAAAAUAGCAUGAAGGAAAGAGGGAUUACGGAAAAUGAGGCCUUUGACUGGGAGAAAGCUGGUACAGAUAUUUUAUUAUCCACAAGCACCUCCACUCCACCUCAGCAGAAUACAAGGCAGACAGCAGCCAUGUUUGGUGUGGUAAAUGUCACUCCAGUUCCUGGAGAUUUACUUCGUGAGAACACGGAGGAUGUUUUGCAAGGAGAGCACCUGAGUGACCAGGAGAAUGCUCCCCCAAUCUUGCCUGGCCGGCCAACAGAGAGCCUAGGUCAGGCUCCAAAUGUCGCCUUCAAUGAAGGAGAGGUUUGGGAAGAAACAGAUGUGAACCGCAACAAACUCAGGAUCAGCAUCAGCAAAACACAGUGUUUGGCAGAAGAAGAUCAAAAAAGUGGCGUAUGCCCCAGCUCCCCAGUGCGAGCUGCACCAGACUCCCCUACGACUCAAGGACGCUCUCUGAGAUACCGUCGCGUGAACAGCCCCGAGUCAGAGCGCCUCUCCACUGCAGAUGGAAAAGCAGAUCAGCAUGAACGAAGGUCCCGGGUGGAUUUGCCUUGUUCUCCUUCACGGCUCGUGUGUUCUUCCCAGCCGGCGCAGAUGCUGUCCAUCGACACUGGCCAGGCAGACAGACAGGCAAGCGGCAGGAUGGAUGUGUCUGCUUCUGUGGAGCAUGAAGCUCUCAGCAACGCUUUCCGAUCAGUGCCCCUGGCUGAGGAGGAGGACUUUGACAGCAAAGAGUGGGUUAUAAUUGAUAAAGAAACAGAGCUGAAGGACUUCCACCCUGGUGCUGAGCCAAGCACAUCUGGAACAACAGAUGAAGAACCUGAGGAACUGAGGCCCAUUGAAGAGGGUGAGGAGAGGAGGAGAUUGGGGGCGGAAGCAGCAGUCAGGCCGAAAAUUCACGAUGGGAGAACCCGGGGUAUGCAGCCUGUGGCUGAGGAGGAUAGUUCCCACAGACAAGAAGGGCAUUGUCAGACAGUUUCUGACAGCAAACAUGAACAGCAACCAGGAAGUCCCACACAGUCCCCCUUAUAUUCAGCACCAGCCAUCCGACAGCGGAGACGAGAAUCUGAACCUACUGGUCCUGAGAGACAGGCAUUCUCAGCACUCCCUCCCGAGCCUUUUGAAAUGAAUGGUCUCCCCAAGGUGGUGCCUUUAAGUUUGCCUUAUCAAGAUUUCAAAAGGGAUGUGUCAGAAAACAGGGAAAGAGCCAGAAUCCUCCAGCGUGUAAAGAAAGUGGAUUUCUCAAAUGUUGUUUUAACUGUCCCUUGCAAACCACCUGUAGCCCAUCUGGAAAUGGCAAAUGGCAGAUAUGAGGAAGAAGAGGAGGAGGAGGAAGAGGAAGAGGAGGAAGAGGAAGAGGAGGAGGAGGAGGAAGUUGGUGAGUUAGGAGAAGAGCUUGACAUGCACAGCGACUCAAGCAGCGACGUAAGCCAGAAAAGUACUGAGCAUAGCCAGGAAGGUGCCCCGUCCACCCUCUUGGCAGAUGACCAGAAGGAGUCCAAGGGACGAGCAUCAGCUGCAGAAGGAGACUUAGAACUUGAGGAAGGCUCCAAAACAUUAGUUCUCUUUUCACCAGGUGACUUAAAGAAGUCUCCAGUGAACACAGAUUUAGCUCCUGAUGUUGAUCUUGGAACUCUUGCUGCAUUGACUCCUCAAAGCGAAAAACCUCAGCCUAUGGGGAGCCAGCUUGAUGUGUCUGAGCCAGGAACACUGUCCUCCAUCCUAAAGUCUGAACCAAAGCCGCCCGUUGCUGUGGCCACGACCUCCUCCCCUUUUACCAAAGUCGAGCGCACGUUUGUCCACAUUGCUGAAAAGACCCACUUAAACAUCAUGUCUUCCGGUGGCCAGUUGAUGAGGCAUGAGGAGUACUCCACCCCGGGGCAGUUUGAUGAGAUAAUCAUUGAGGAAGAGCUGGAGGAAAACCAGGUGUUGGUAGAAAAUGGGAGUGUGAAUUCAGCCCUGGAAGGGGGAGAGAUGGAAAGUUGUGCUCUCUCAGUGAAUCACAUAGAAAUCACCUCUGAAGCAGCAGGGGAGCAGGCCCUGCUGUUGAAUGGAAUGGAUAAAGCGGAUGAGCAGGAAUUGGAAGUUAAAAGCAAACCUGUCUGUGAGUCUGAUCUGGAAGAAGCUGAGCGGUCUGGCCUUGAACAUAAAAUUCUUGCAGUGGAAUCCCUCCAACAAGCAAAACUGCCUCCAGAUGUUCCAAAGGAAACCCCCAGGAAGCCCAUGAACAUCAGGUAUAAAAGCCGGAUUCCCAUCUUGUUCUCAGAAGAGGACACUGGCUCGGACCUUUCAGGCUCGCAGUCUGGCAAGGAGAGGCUGUACAAGAGGCUGAAGCAGCAAGACUUGGCCCGUCUGGUGAUGGAGAAAAGACAAAGCCGUCUGCUCAGGUUAGCUUCAGGGGCAUCGUCCUCCGCUUCCUCCAGUGACGAAAGGCGGAGAGCUUCAGAAACCUUGUCAGCCACGGGCUCUGAGGAGGACACUCACGACUUGGAUGACUUUACCCCGAGGAAGAUGGGGAAUCAGGAGAAGCGUCCCCUGCUGAAGACAGAAGAGAGAGGCUUGAGCACAAAGAGCAGAAUCCCCCGUCCCAUCGUGCCUGUGAAGCCACCUGGGACAGAACUGCAUUGCGGGAGUCCCUCGGCUCUUCCACCACCAGCACUGAGUAGCAGUCCGGGCGACACGGCUGUGACUAACAGGCUUCAGGGGCAAAGACUGUCCGGGAAUGUACCUGGUGAUGCCCGGAUAAGGCCGCUGCCACCCGCUGCUGUGACUCCCCUGCGGAGCAGUCCCAGGAAAGCUUCCUGCCCUCCACCCCGGAGUCCUGUUCUCCCCUCGCGGAACCUCAGUGCUUCCCCCAAAAGCCAGUCACUGUCCAGGAAGGAAAGUCCCUCCCCGUCCCGGCAACACAGGCCGGGGACUGCACUCCCUCCCCGGGCCCAGCCUUCUUCCAGGGCUCCAUCCAGAGCUCAGGCCGGUGGCCUGCUGGGAGACAGCCCCGCCUCGUCGCCCAGCGUGCUCCGGAAAGGACACAGAGGGAAAGCCCCGACUCACACUCCAGCAACCAAAGGAAGGCCCCUAGCCCAGGAAGGCAAAGCUGCUGCUAGAUAA